Messenger RNA from Parnassius mnemosyne (clouded apollo), 4814 nucleotides. The record is from the annotation of a GenBank genome assembly. Lineage: Eukaryota; Metazoa; Arthropoda; Insecta; Lepidoptera; Papilionidae.
AGUCUGCAGCUUGCAGAGACUUGCAUCGAUCGUUUAAAAAGGUUUCAAACUAUUUGACUGCGACACUUUAUAAAAGAUUUAAUAUAAUAAUCUUUAGAACAUAAUAUAACGCAACAACUGCAUUUUUGUUAUUUUAAUUUAUUUUUAAUAGCAAGAUAUUUGUGAUGUUGUCGGUUUUGAAAUCGCCGAGAUUAAGACAGUAUGCCGUUAUUUUAUUAGUUAACCUAAGCGUGCUUACAACUGGUAUGAACUUGGGAUGGCCGUCCCCAAUGAUUGUAAAGCUAAGAAAUGCCACGGAGACGCCUCUAUACCGCCCUAUUACCGAGGAGGAGGGAUCCUGGAUUGUGUCUGUGGGAUUCUUAUGCAGUGUUUUCACAAAUAUCCCGCUAGGGAUGUUACUGGACUGCAUAGGCAGAAAAUACUGCGUGAUACUUACAUGCGUGCCGAAGAUAAUCGUAAGCAUCCUCUUCAUCUUCGCUACAGAUGUGUGGAUGCUGGUACUGGGCCGUGCCUUUAUUGGUAUAGCGGAUUUCUUUCUAUUUUCCGUGGUCUCUGUUUACGCUUCGGAAAUCGCAAGUAAGGACAUGCGAGGCAUUCUUUGUACCUUCCAGCAAGUUUUUUCAUCACUGGGCAUAGUCAUAUCUUUGUCGGUUGGACCGUUCACAUCAUAUAGAACUUUUAGUAUAGUGUUUGCUGCAAUAAUCUUGAUCACAAGUAUUCCGCUGCUCUUCUUGCCUGAUAGCCCGUACUUUUUGUACUCGAAAGGAAAAAACAACAAAGCAAUGGAAGUGCUAAAGUUACUUCGAGGCACAGAUCAAGCUGCCAAAGAAGAAAUUGCAGUGUAUGCGAUAUCGAUGAACAAUGAAAAAGUCGAUAAAAUGAAACUAUUGAAGAAUCGCCUUGUACUAAAGUCUAUCGGAAUAUCAAUAGUAUUCUGCGCGGGAUCGCAGCUUAUUGGUUUCAACGCUGUAUCUUUUUAUUUGCAAACGAUUUUAAUAUCGACCAAAACGAAUGUUAUGCCAGAGUUAGCGUCGGUGAUAAUAGGGUUGAUACAGCUUUUUGCGAGUUUCUGCACGACUCUUGUAACUGAGAGGUUUAACAGAAAACAUAUAUUGAUUCCAUCGCUUAUAGGCAUGCUGAUUGGAAUGGUUGGACUUGGCAUAUUUUUUAAAAUAAGAGAGAACACACAAGAAGUGUCCGGCUUCAUGAAUUACUUGCCUCUAAUAUCGCUGAUUCUCGUCGUCUACUGCUACAGUGCAGGAAUGGGUUCUAUUAUAUGGGUAAUAAUCGCAGAAUUAUUCGAAGGACCCGCAAGAGCGGUCGGCGUUACAACCAGCUUUAUAAUCACCGCGUUCUUUAUAUUCCUCACCACAAAAUAUUUCGCCGCACUCACGCUUGAUAUUGGACCAGCGAUCACGUACUGGUUGUUCAGUGGUGCUUGUGCAAUUGUCUGUUUGUUUAUUUAUUGUUGUGUUCCCGAGACUAAGGGUAAAAGUUUUAGUGAGAUACAGGAGGCUUUAGGUGAUAGAGAGGCGAAUGACAAGGUGAAAGAAAGUUUAUCCUAAAUAUCAAUUACGUUUUUAGAAUGAAUUGUUCUUUACGUUUUGUUAUUGUGAUAGUUUUGUGCUAAGGUUCCUAAUUUGCGCUGAUAUGCAUUUUAUUUAAUUUAUUUAAUAAGCAAAAUGUUAUAACUAGGUACGCAAAAAGAAAUUAUGCGUAAACGCGGGUCUUGAGAGAGCUAUAUGAAAUUCUUCAAUCUUCUUAAGAGCUUACAUUAGUAGCACUCGAAUGCAAGUGUUUGAACAUAACUAUUUCAUAUAUAAGAAUCGUGCUUAAGCGAUUGUUAAUAUUGGGUCGGGGAAAAAGUUUUUCGUAUUUGAUAUAUACAAAUUCAAGAUUUUUUUUUGUCAAAGUUUAAUUACAUUUAAUUAUAAUAUAUGUGCCAUUUUGUUCCAUAACUUGUUACCAUAUUGAAGGUAGUGACAUAAUCUCGUUGCUGUAGAAAUUUUGGAAUUCUUGAUCAAAAAAUGCGACAAAUAGUUUUGACAGUAGUCUGUUGAUGUUAACCUAACACUACCCAAAGAAUUCUGAAGAGACAGAAACAUGUGAAAAUCUGGUGGAUGCAUUAAUACUUCCCAACCAAGCUCUCUCAAUUUUUAAUGAGUGGCCAAAUAUAUGUGUGAUCUGGCGUUAUCAUGACGACAGACCACUGCUAUUCUGUUAAUCAAUUCUGGCAGUUUUUCAUCAAUUCCUUCAUUGAGUCUCCUUAGUUGGUGGCAGUAGAGAUUUUAAUCGAUGGUUUUGCUCGGCGGUAAAAGCUGAUACUAAACGGUGCCCUUCCAAUCCCACCAUACACACAGCAUCACCUUAUUGCGUGUUAAUUCGGGUUUCGCUACAGUCUUUACAGCUUGACUACUCUUUGAAUAUGAUCUGUUUCGCACGUUAUUGCCAUAGGUAUCCACUUUUUAUCACCAGUGAUCAAUCUUUUCAUAAACGGUUCGGUUUCAUUACUUUUCAAUAGAAUCGCAAAUGAGUACACGAUUCCAUUAUGUUUCUCACAGUGAGCUCGUGUGGUACCCAAACAUCGCGCUUUUUUGUAUAACCAGACUUUAUCAAAUGGGUCAAAACUGUGAAGUGGUCAACCCUUAAUUCUUUGGCUAUGCCGUAACUAGUAAUAUGCCGAUCUUGCUCCUCUUUAUCAAAAAUUGUAUCGACUUUAUCCGUAUGAGAGCGACCAGAGCAAGCUGCAUCUUUGACAUCAAAAUUCCCGAACUGAAAACGCUUGAACUAACUUUGUGCUGCUUUUACUGACACUGCAUUAGAUCCAUAAACGUAUUCCAAUUUUUUUUUCGCGACAGGAGUAGCAUUUUUCCUUUUUUGUAAUAAAAUUUCAGAAUGUAUUGAAUUUCUUCGUUAGAUUCAUUCAUUUUGGCGGACAGAAAAACAAUUGAAAAAUGGAGGGAAAGUGUUUUACUUUUUAUUUUUAUUUUUCUUAAUGUAUUAGAAAAUUAAAUUUAUAUUAAAUUGAGCCAGAUACGAAUAGUACAACUAAAGAGAUUUUUCUUCAAUUUUAUACAAACAAAAUACGAAGAAACUUUUUUCCUGACUUAUUACCAAAAUCUUCGUAAAUAUUUAAAUGUCUGUGCAAAAAGGCUAACGUUUUUAAUAACUAGUAAAAGUAUUCAUUAAUUUUUUAGUUUUCCUGCUGUAUUUCACUUUCAACUGCACAUUACUUAAUAUACAGAUCUAUUUUGUAAUAACCGGCCAAAGUUGCAGAAAAGGUUCAGAAUAAUUAAUAUAGACAAAUGGUGAAAAAAUCUUUCAUUAAAAUAUCUCAAAAAUUCUGUCCUUUUUAUCUUUUAAAUUAGAAAUACGUGGUAAUGUAUUAUGUUAACUGAUUGUCAUUCAUAAAUAUCUAUUUUACUACGUACGCAUACAUUCGUGAGGGUCGAUCGGUCAGUAAAACGUUUUGAAUUGAAUCGCACACGGAGGAGCGCGCUUACGUUUAAUUGCUGCCCAUAAAUCACAUUAAAUUUGCGAUAGUUGCAAAUAAAAGUAGAAGCCUUAUUUACUAGUAUUUUCAAAAACAGUAAUAACGGUAUAUCAUUAUUUAUAUUAUAUUUAAACGUAACUUUAAAAUUUGGCUACUCUUUGAAAAAUAACCCUGUAUAAAUUUGCAAAAUAUUAAAUUAACGCUUUUCCUUGAAAAAGAAAAAAAAAACUCCGCUAUUAACUCUAUUAUUAAGGCAUAUUUGAAAUCAUACAGAAUUCACAGCUCAUUCAGUCAAUCAUUCAGUAAAUAUUUAUUGGUAACAUUUUAAUUCUUUGGCGACUAUCUCUACUCUGUGAGACUUUUUGACCACAGACUAUUACAAUUUUGAUCUAUAAUGAUAAAUAGGUAGAGUCUAAAAAUUGCAAUCACCUAAACCUAAUAUACUUGAAUUAUCGAUUAAUUAAAGAAUUUUGUAAUAUAUAAUUUAAUAAAGUUCUGGAUCAUUUGUAUCCAAUUAGUAAAAAUAUGUAAUGUAAUCUACAGAAUUAUUACUGUAGGUGUGGUAAGUAAUACAUUUUGCCAAAUAAAGUGCUUACAUAGUUCUCUCAUUGCAACGCAUUUUAUUGACAGGAUUUAUAAAUAAUAUAUUGAAUCUUAUAUUAUUUGAAAGUUUUUUUUUUUUAUAAAACGUAGUGAUUUAAAAUUCUUUUGGUUUUUAUUUUUAAGCGUAACAAAUAAUGUUUACGCGAACACCAUACUACAAAAUAGUUUUAUGGAUUUAGUCGCGUUUAUUUUUCAUCACAUAACAAAAGCCAGGAUUUUAAUCACAGAGAACUUUUUAUGCAGUUGAAAUUAUAAUAUUAAUUUAAAAAAAAACUUCAGACAAUAUUAAAAAUAAUGCGCAAAAUGCUUUGAAAAUAUUUUCAUUAAAUUAAAUAGGUAUAAACUUUCUUACAAAAGGUUACGUAAAAAAUUGCUAAAUAUAAAUUUUGUAACAUACAAUUUCUGUAACAGUUUUUCGAUUAUAUUGAAUUUACUUGCUUAUAGGUAUUUUGUAACUAUUAAAGUCAUAUUUCGCAUUGAAUUUUGCUUUGUAUAUUGUACUACGUAGCUACUAGAAAGAAUGCAAAGACUUGGUUGUUUGCAACACGAGUUACUUAGUCUGUGCCAUGAAAUGCUUCUCUGUGGUUCCUUUCAACAACGCCCCGUACUGCCGCACACAUUGUGUUCAUGAUCUCUGUUCUAGUACGUAGUACAUCUUAGUUAAAUUAUUUCACGACAACAUAUUGAGAUUCAAAAUGCAAUAAAUUAUUUGUGGUCG